This is a messenger RNA of Nothoprocta perdicaria, 6192 nucleotides long. RefSeq names its product SET domain containing 1B (gene SETD1B). Gene Ontology annotation, cellular component: Set1C/COMPASS complex. The record is from RefSeq and is a predicted model, not a curated record. Gene Ontology annotation, molecular function: histone H3K4 methyltransferase activity; RNA binding; protein binding. Lineage: Eukaryota; Metazoa; Chordata; Aves; Tinamiformes; Tinamidae. The coding region runs from base 99 to 6113 and encodes 2004 amino acids. The transcript has 18 exons.
GGCAGGAGCCUGGCGGGCAGCCCGCGCCGGUAACCGGCCCCAUGUGAGCGCCCCGCUCUCGCCUUCCGCCGCCCGCACGCGAUCGGCCGCCAAGCGCGAUGUCUUUCCGAGAGACCAAGGCGGGGGAGAGAGCCAAGCACCCUGAAGAUCAUGGCAAAAAGCAGAGUUCAAGUUGGAUCAACGGAAUGGAGAACAGCACCCAAGCCAGCACUUCUGUCGAGAAAAGAAAUCACCAUUGGAGAAGUUACAAGUUGAUUAUUGACCCGGCUCUGAAAAAAGGACAGCACAAACUCUAUCGUUACGAUGGGCAACAUUUUAGCAUGCCUAACUCUGGAAUCGCUCCUGUGGAUUGUGUCAGAGAUCCCAGAAUCGGGCGAAUAUGGACCAAAACUAAGGAGUUGGAGCUGUCUGUCCCCAAAUUCAAGAUCGAUGAAUUCUACGUGGGGCCAGUGCCGCCCAAGCAGGUCACCUUUGCCAAGCUGAAUGACAACAUCCGUGAAAACUUUUUGACCGACAUGUGCAAGAAAUACGGCGAAGUGGAAGAGGUGGAGAUUCUCUACAACCCCAAGAACAAGAAGCACCUGGGCAUCGCCAAAGUGAUCUUUGCCACCGUGAAGGGUGCCCGGGAGGCUGUGCAGCACCUUCACAACACCUCCGUCAUGGGCAACAUCAUCCACGUGGAGCUGGAUACGAAAGGUGAAACCCGCAUGCGAUUCUAUGAGCUGCUAGUAAAUGGUCUUUACACUCCUCAGACCCUUCCCGUCGGCACCGAGCAGGAUGCAUCGCCAACUGUGAAUGAAAACCUGCAGCUGACGGAUUCGCUGAAACGCCUGAAGGACAGUAAUGUGUCCUCUGCGGGCUCCUCGGUCACCCCCAACAGCAGCACGCCCUUUUCCCAYGACACGGCCUAUUCCAGCUGUCGGCAGGACACCCCAAACUCGUACAGCCAAUUCACCCCCCAGUCCCAAGGAACCCCUCACACCCCGCGCCUCGGGACGCCCUUCUCCCAGGAUUCCACCUAUUCCAGUCGUCAGACAACGCCCGUGUACCACUUCGGGCAGGACAGUGGGUACAAACCCAGGAGGCACGAAACCAAGUUUACGGAUGCCUAUAACCGUCGCCCCGGCCAUCACUAUGUGCAUAAUUCAGCAGGCGUUUUCCGAGGGCCGGAGCAUCAGUUUAGUACGUUCAAAUCUCAUCAGCAAGAACCUGUUCAGUUCUCUCACACUCCGCCCUUGAGCCACUCURGUUCUUCAAGCUACAAAUCUGCCUUCUCUCCCUACCAAGCGCCAGCUGUUUUUCCCCAGGCUGAUGAGCAGCAGUUUCCCCAAACUUCGAGAGAAACGGAGUACCGAAGACCUGCACCCCCUCCGACUGAGAUGGUUGUGGAAAGUAGCACUGCCGCUGCUAUUGAUUUUGUUCCCGUGAAGGAAAAGCCAGAGGAGCCUCCUCCCCCGCUGCCAGAUUCGAACUCUGUUCCUGAACCGGCUACAACAACCUUCUCCCAGACUCCGGAGAGGAGUGAGACCCCCGGCACCCCGACCAUGGAAUCGGAAAUGCAGCAUAACAGCUUAGACUCAAGGAUUGAGAUGCUCCUAAAAGAGCAGAGAACAAAGUUACCCUUUCUUAAUGAACAUGACUCGGAUAACGAGAUCCGAAUGGAAGGUAGCCCCAUCUCCUCCUCCUCUUCCCAGCUUUCUCCAAUCCCCAUGUACAGUUCGAACUCGCAGCCUGGUUACAGAGCUCAAACACCCUCCUCGCGCCCCUCCAGCACGGGCUUGGAGGACAUCAGCCCGACGCCGCUGCCUGACUCCGAUGACGACGAGCCCAUCCCUGGGACAGCUUCUCUGAGUCAGAAUUCCAGGGCAGCGUCGGARGCCGGCAUGACUCCCGUCGAUCCCCUGAGCAGGACCUCCAAAACAGAGACCUCGGAGGUUAAAGAAAUGGUGCCUGGUGACCAGACUCCAACAUCAGAAAAAAUGGAUGAGGGUCAGCACUCUUCAGGGGAGGACAUGGAAAUCUCCGACGACGAGAUGAAUCCAGCGCCCAUCACCAGCGCGGAAUGUGCCAAAGCCAUCGUGGUGAACUCGUCCGUGAGCAACACGGCCGUGAUGGCCCCGUCCAUCCCCAUGCCCCCGCCGGGCUUCCCGCCCCUGCCUCCGCCGCCGCCGCCUCCUCCGCAGCCGGGCUUCCCGCUGCCGCCGCCGCUGCCGCCGCCACCGCCACCCACGCACCCCGCUGUCACCGUCCCGCCACCGCCGCUGCCCGCGCCGCCCGGGGUGCCCCCGCCCCACAUCCUGCCUCCGCUUCCUCCCUUCCACCCCGGCAUGUUCCCCGUCAUGCAGGUGGAUAUGAUCAGCGUCCUGGGCAACCACUGGGGCGGCAUGCCCAUGUCCUUCCAGAUGCAAACCCAGAUGCUGAGCCGCAUGAUGCAGGCACAAAACACCUACCAGUACCCACCUUUCAUGGGGGCCCGCAUGCAGUUCUUGAACCUGCCGCCCUACCGCCCCUUCUCCAUGGGAGCAGCGCUUGGCCGUGGGCAGCAGUGGCCACCGCUGCCCAAGUUCGACCCCUCGGUUCCGCCGCCGGGUUACGAGCCGAAGAAGGAGGAUCCCCAUAAAGCUACUGUGGAUGGAGUCCUCCUGGUCAUCGUGAAGGAACUGAAGGCCAUCAUGAAAAGGGACCUCAACAGGAAGAUGGUUGAAGUGGUGGCGUUUCGGGCRUUCGAUGACUGGUGGGACAAGAAGGAGCGGCUGGCGAAGGCAUCUCUCACUCCAGUGAAGUCUGGAGGAGAACUGGAGGAGAAACCAAAGCCGAAGGAUCGGAUCACGUCCUGUCUCUUGGAGAACUGGAACAAAGGAGAAGGCCUGGGAUAUGAGGGAAUCGGCUUGGGCAUUGGGCUACGAGGGGCCAUCCGGUUGCCAUCUUUCAAGGUGAAAAGAAAGGAGCCACCUGAAGCUGCCUCAGCAGGAGAUCAGAAGAGAAUCCGGCCUUCUACUUCAGUUGAUGAUGAAGAUGAAGAAUCAGAAAGGGACAGAGAUGCUUCCGACACAACAUCUGACCUGUCCAAGAAGGAUGCAGAAACCGUGGGACUGAGACGGCGACCAGCACGGCCUCUGGAGCUGGACAGCGAGGGAGAGGAGGGAGACGAGACAUCGGGUAAAGAGGAAGAAUCUUCCUCAGAGAAGGAAGAAGAGCAAGAGGAAGAGGGAAGCUUGGUGAAAGCAACGCCUGGCAAGGAGGAAGAGGAUGAGGAGGAUGAGGAAGAGGAUGAAGAGGAGGAGGAUGAAGAGGAGGAUGAGGAUGAAGAAGAGGAUGAUGAAGAGACAGGAGUAGAAACAAGUGACAAGGAAGAAGAGCAGGACUCCGAGGAAGAAGAUGUAGCAAGUCCCUCAUCUUCCAAGGCUGAAGUUGAGUCAUCUGAUGAAAGUGAGGACUCCUCUGAAUUUGAGUCGAGUUCUGACUCGGAUGAUGAUGAGGAAGAGGAUGAAGAAGAGGAGGAGGAGGAGGAAGAGGAGGAGGAGUUGGUUGAAGAUCAAGAUAGAGAACCCAUGGUUGCUGAGACAGAGCAUGAGCCUGCCAGUCAUGAGAUUCCCGAUGAYGAGAGGGAGACCAUUUUGGAGCUGUAUCCUGUGGAUGACUUCAUGGAUGCAACGGGCUUGGGACUUGCAGAGCCAGCUUUGGUAGAAAAAGAUGAAGGCAUGGAAGAAGUCAAGGUGGGGGAAAACGAAUGUGGAGAAAUCCCAGAGGAAUCUAUUGCUGCUGAAACACUCCUGGUUAUAGAAAGAGACCAGGAGACAAAACUCGCACUGUCUCCCAUCUGUAGGCCAGUGGAAGAGUCCGAAGCAGUUGCCAUGCUCGAGUCGGAGGUACCGGAAGGUCUGAAGCCGGAAUCUCAAGAUGAGGAGGCAACGCUCUGUCUGUCGACUCCAGUGGGAAUCUUUGGGGAACCUCUACCCAAUAAAAGUAGCUUCUUUAGCAAGGCUGAAGAGAGCAGCUUAGAAGCCCGUGUUAAAGCAAAAGUGCCCUCUGCAGCAGAGGAGGACGACCGGCUGCCCCGGACGCCUGGGCGGGAGGUGGUCGUUCAUUCAGAGACCGAUGCUCUUCUGCUUCCAGCCCACAAGGUGCCAUCUUCCGUGCUCCCCUUACCAUCGACUCCCGGGAAAGAGGAAUCUUUAGGCCCUCCAGAAAAGUUCCCUGAACAGUUAAUGGUGACCAAAACACCUGUAGAAGAAGAGAUUCCUAGGACUCCUGGGCGGGACAUUUUGGCCAAGUCUUCGCACCCCCUCGCCAAGUCGCAGAGCACGGACACUGUUCCAGCCACCCCAGGGAGCGAUGCUCCCCUCACGGGAAGCAGCCUGACCCUCAGUUCCCCUCAGGUCCCAGGGAGCCCCUUUUCCUACCCAUCCCAAUCCCCUGGCAUUAACAGUGGCAUUCCUCGGACUCCUGGGAGAGACUUCAAUUUCACGCCUACUUUCCCAGAGGCUGGUGCUACCAUUCCUUGCCUUCUGUCUGGCAAGAAACCGUCAGAGGAGGAGCUGGAUGAGAAACCCUUUAAAGAGCCUCUCGGUGCUUCCCUUGUGGUCAGCAUGAACAGUGUUCCUUCCCCCAUCCCUUUUGCCAGCCCUCCCCAGGCAGAUUUCCGCACAGACAUGGGCUUGCCCCCUGAUGAGCCAAUACCUGUAGCAGUCCUGCCCUGCAUGSCCGGAGAUGGAAGGAUUCCCAUCGAGGAGUGCAAGGCAGAAGKAAAAUCUGUUUUGCUCUCGCCAGAUGCACCUAUGGGUGCUUCUAUUCUUCCUCCCCCACCACCACCUUCUGUCCUUCCCAAAAGGAGGCCGGGUCGGCCCAGACGGUCGCCGCCUUCUGUCCUCUCACUGGAUGUCUACUCGGGCAAAACCGUAGAACCUCCUUCUGUCCCAGUGGCCUUGGUGGAAAGUGCUGUGAGCAAAGAGCUGUUAAGUGGGCAUCCYGAUGCUUUCUAUGGACUGAAAGACCCUGAAGCCGUCACCCUGGAUUUCAGGAAUGACAGCUUCCAUGAGAAAAUAGCRGCUGAAACGGUCACAGAGAAACUGCCUUUUAAAGAGCUGGAGAACCAGUGGAAUGAAGACUUCAAAGAAGAAGAUGUGAAGCCUAAGAGGCAGUGGCGGAGGCAGAAGAAGACCCCUGAGGACAUUCCAAUGAUUCCUUCCCCUGAGUACUCCCCACCCCAGCCUCAGUUCAGACCRCGCUCCGAGUUCGAGGAGAUGACCAUCCUGUACGAUAUUUGGAACGCGGGCAUAGAUGAGGAAGAUAUCAGAUUCAUGUGCAUCACAUACGARCGCUUGCUGCAGCAGGACAAUGGUAUGGACUGGCUCAACGACACCCUGUGGGUUUUCCAUCCUUCAACCAGCUUGUCUACUCCCAAGAAAAAGAAGCGGGAUGACGGGAUGCGGGAGCACGUGACGGGCUGCGCGCGAAGUGAAGGCUAUUACAAAAUUGACAAGAAGGACAAACUUAAAUACCUCAACAAUAGCCGAGCUUUUGCGGAGGAGCCUCCAGCUGACACACAGGGUAUGAGCAUCCCUGCCCAACCUCACGCUUCCACCCGGGCCGGCUCCGAGAGGCGGUCAGAGCAGCGCAGGCUCCUCUCCUCCUUCACUGGUAGCUGUGACAGCGACCUGCUCAAGUUCAACCAGCUCAAGUUCCGGAAGAAAAAACUAAAAUUCUGUAAGAGCCACAUUCACGACUGGGGCCUUUUUGCUAUGGAGCCCAUUGCAGCUGACGAGAUGGUGAUUGAAUAUGUGGGUCAGAACAUCAGGCAGGUCAUUGCUGACAUGCGUGAAAAGCGAUACGAGGAUGAAGGGAUCGGGAGCAGCUACAUGUUCAGAGUUGACCACGACACCAUCAUCGAUGCCACGAAGUGCGGAAACUUUGCCAGGUUUAUUAAUCACAGCUGCAAUCCAAAUUGUUAUGCUAAAGUGAUCACCGUGGAGUCUCAAAAGAAGAUCGUCAUCUACUCCAAACAGCACAUCAAUGUGAACGAGGAAAUUACCUACGACUACAAGUUUCCCAUAGAGGAUGUAAAAAUCCCGUGUCUUUGUGGCUCUGAGAACUGCAGGGGAACCCUAAACUGAACUUGAGGUUUCUCGUCACACUUGCACCUUCGGCCAUGUCAGAACUGUGGUAACCAGGUGUGGUUGCACUUUGCCAAAA